Messenger RNA from Neltuma alba, 1996 nucleotides. Its product is annotated as ankyrin repeat-containing protein ITN1-like. The record is from RefSeq and is a predicted model, not a curated record. Gene Ontology annotation, cellular component: plasma membrane. Lineage: Eukaryota; Viridiplantae; Streptophyta; Magnoliopsida; Fabales; Fabaceae. Bases 136 to 1953 code for a protein of 605 amino acids. Gene Ontology annotation, molecular function: protein binding. The transcript has 4 exons.
AAGGGUAUCUGUUUCACCAUUUUACAGGGUUAUCCCCACGGCCACUUUUAAGCUCCAGCAAGAUUGAAGCCACCAAAAUCACAUAAGUGGAACCUAUUUGUGAUCUCAACAACCGUACAAUUUCAAUUGAUAGCCAUGGAACCUGAAUUUCACAAAGCUGCAAUGCAAGGUAACAUUGAUGUCUUUAAAGGAAAGGGCAAGAAAAUUAAGUCCAUCCUAACCCCCAAUAAAAAUACAAUCCUUCAUCUACACUUCACAAACUAUACUAACAAUGUAUCAGAGACAUUUGUGAAAGAGGUUCUACGUGAGUGUCCUACGCUUGUUUUAAAGGCCAAUGUGAAGGAUGAAACCAUACUUCAUGUAGCAGCAAGGUAUGGACAUCAUCAAAUAGUGAAAACAUUAGUUGAUUUUGCUAAAGCUCUUCCUAAAGAUAUGGAUGAAGUUGGAGCCGAGAAAAGACUCAUAAGAGCAGUAAAUGAUAAGAAAGACACAGCCUUGCAUGAAGCAGCUCGUUACGGUCAUGUAGAAGUUGUGGACGUCAUGAUAAAUGAAGAGCUAGACCACUCACAUUUUGGUAAAAAUGUUGGAGACGAAACUCCACUUUAUAUUGCUGUUGAGAGACGGUAUUGGAACGUGGUGGAUACAAUAUUGGAUAAAAGUAAUUCACCACAAUAUGAUGGUCCUAAUGGCAGAACUGCUUUGCAUGCUGCAAUUCUUCAUGGUAGCAAAGAAGAAGUAGUGUCAAAGUUGUUGGCAAAAAACUCAUCAGUAGUAAAAGAAGCAGAUGAAAAUGGUUGGGUGCCACUUCACUUGGCGGCACUUUACGCAACUUCAGAUAUGAUAAGGGUGUUAUUAGAGAAUGACAGGAGCACAGCAUACAUGAGAGAUAAGAAGGGAAGGACAGCUCUUCACUUUGCAGCACUUCAUGAAGAUUCAUCUGUAAUGAGAAAGCUAUUAGAAUUUUGUCCAGAUUGUUGUGAAUUGGUGGAUGAAAAGGGCUCUAAUGCUCUUCACUACACUGCAAUGAGAGAAGACAAUUACCUUUCUGGAGGACUAGAACAGAUCAUGCAAAAUGCACCACAAAUGAGCAACUUGUACAAUGAGAAAAAUGAUGAUGGAAACACACCUCUUCACCUCCUUGGCCGUCAUGCUCCCAAAUGGAAAAAGGAUGCCAAUCGUUAUAAUCAUCCUUUUCUAGAACCACUUCCAAGAGUGGACAAAAUGGCAUUCAAUAAAUACAAUCAAACUGCUCUCGAUAUUGCUAUUGAUGCUGUGCCUCCACAUUUAGCUUCCAAGAACACAAUGUUAAUGAAAUUGAUAAUUAUUGGAGUAAAGUCAGGAAGACGGCUUUUGGAUAGGCACCUUAGAGAGAAGAAACAUGAUUUUGUAGUUGGUGAAGAGAAGAAACAAUAUAAGGAAAAUAAUAGUGAAGAUGAUUCAGCUGAAAUGGCAAGAAACUACUCAGUAGUGGCAACUUUAAUCGCAGCAGUAACAUUUGCAGCAGGAUUCACAGUGCCUGGGGGAGAGAUCCAAGAUGGAGAAGAUAAGGGCUCCCCCAUAUUAAAGGCAAAUGCGGCUUUCAUUGUGUUUUUUAUAGCAAAUAGUCUCUCAUUCUUUUGCUCUACUGUAGCUGUUGGUGCCCUAUUUUCGCUGCCACUUGUAAAAUAUAGUAAGUCAAUGCUGCUGCAAUGCUGUGAGAUCUUAAUUUGGAUGGCAUUAUUUUUCAUGAUGGUUGCAUUUAUAACGGGCACAUAUUCUAUGACGGGUCCCUCUCUUUUAGCUGCUAUCUACAUCUCUAUCAUGGCUGUUGGAGCCGUCAUUGUCUGUUGUGCACUUUGCAGAAUCGGUAGGUUUGAAGUGAGAAGCCAAAACAGUUGGUAUAAUCGAUUGUAUUUUGUUCCUGAUUGCCGUUUUGAGAGAGCAAAAGAAGUUCAGCUCUCACAUACUCUCUAAUCAUUGUACUUAGAUGAGAUGAAAUCUGAGACGCUUUUUGUUU